Helianthus annuus (common sunflower) is the source of this 1243-nucleotide messenger RNA. Its product is annotated as COP9 signalosome complex subunit 6a. The transcript is spliced from 9 exons. Lineage: Eukaryota; Viridiplantae; Streptophyta; Magnoliopsida; Asterales; Asteraceae. Gene Ontology annotation, biological process: protein deneddylation. Gene Ontology annotation, cellular component: COP9 signalosome. Gene Ontology annotation, molecular function: protein binding; metallopeptidase activity. The coding region runs from base 64 to 1020 and encodes 318 amino acids. The record is from RefSeq and is a predicted model, not a curated record.
CAAUCGACCCCAAUUCUUAAAACCCUCUCUUGAUUCAUCAAAUUCCCACAACACAACAGAGCUAUGGCGUCACUCAAAGAUCCAGCACAAAUGGCGUCAUCCAGCAGCGGCUUAACCUUCAAGCUUCACCCACUCGUCAUCGUCAACAUCUCCGAUCACCACACUCGCGUCAAGUCCCAGUCUCAACCCCCCUCCGCCGAUUCCUCCUCUUCCACUUCCACUUCCCCAUCUUCUAGGGUUUUCGGCUGCGUCAUUGGAGUCCAACGUGGCCGCACUGUCGAGAUCUUCAACAGCUUCGAACUCCUCUACGAUCCCUCCACACACUCCCUCGAUCGCCCCUUCCUCGAGAAGAAACAAGAACUUUAUAAGAAGGUGUUUCCAAACUUUUAUAUACUUGGAUGGUAUUCAACCGGUGCCGAUGCCGAAGAAUCGGAUAUGCUUAUACAUAAAGCUUUGAUGGAUAUCAAUGAAAGCCCGGUGUAUGUUCUUCUGAAUCCGUUGAUCAAUCAUGCACAAAAGGAUCUCCCAGUAACCAUUUUUGAAAGUGAGAUGCAUGUCAUUGAUGGGAUUCCACAGCUUAUAUUUGUACGCUCAAGCUACACCAUAGAGACAGUCGAAGCUGAAAGAAUAUCUGUUGACCAUGUUGCUCACCUUAAACCAUCUGAUGGUGGUUCAGCUGCUACUCAAUUGGCUGCUCAUUUGACGGGAAUACAUAGUGCCAUCAAGAUGCUCAAUAGCAGAAUCCGAGUCCUCCAUCACUAUCUUAACGCCAUGCAAAAAGGUGAAAUACCUCCUGAGAAUUCUUUGUUAAGACAGGUUUCUAGUCUCUUGAGGAGAUUGCCAGCUAUAGAAUCAGAGAAAUUUCAAGAUGAUUUCUUAAUGGAAUACAAUGAUACAUUAUUAAUUAGCUAUCUGGCCAUGUUCACCGACUGCUCAAGCACGAUGAAUGAUCUGGUUGAUAAAAUCAACGUUGCAUAUGAUAGGCAUAGUCGAAGGGGUGGACGAACCGCCUUCAUUUAAUAUCUCUCUCAAAUUGAUUGCUGGAUGCAUGGCUUUUGUUUCUUUUUAGUAGCGUAAAUUUAGUUUAUAUGACGGUAAUUGCAUUUAUGCAAGUGAAGAAUUUGUGUUAACGUCUUCUGGCGGGAGUUUAGGAAAAUGGAAAUGUGUUCAUUGCCUUCAUGUGUUUUUUAUGGAUAUCUUCAUUCGAACGGAAAUGGAAAUACAAAAAAGAAGUUAAUGAAAA